CUGUUGUUGUCGCUCGUUUUCUACAUUUUACGAACACUUCCAUCCAACAGAGGGUCUUGGGCUCUCUCACACAUUCCUUUGGAACACGCGCGAAGACAACGAUCACAACCUGAAUUGGAGACCAAGGUGACGGAUACGUGAAUCCACUUGUGCUCAUCGCAUCGAUCGCUAGUGUACAUCCUCAAAACCGGCAGAGAUGAAGGGAUUCAUCACAACUGCCGUAGCAGCGGCAGCUGUUGUUGGGGUUGCGGCUCAGCCUCACAACCAUGGCCAUCAUCACCGCCACGCCAAGAAGCACGACCAUGCGGCAAUUGCGAAGCGCGACACGGUCGUCGUCACUGAGGUGGUCGAGGGCCCUACCGUUGUCAAGUAUGUGCUGGAUGGGCAGGAGGUCGACGCUUCCAAGGCGGAAAAGGGCAUCUCGGAUGGUGUUUUUGUUGUCAUGGGCUCGACUAAGCCUUCGUUCACCGCGCCUGCGCCCAUCGUCAGCACUUCGAUAGCUAGUGACGACAAGGGAGGCCAGUUCUUUGAGAAAGCGGUGACAACAUCUACGUCGUCCUCGGCGCCACCCCCCGCAACCUCGUCAACUGCGCCCGCUUCCUCCACCUCGUCGCCUGUUUCCCAAGGCACCGGCAUCGACGCUGACUUCCCGGAUGGCGAGCUGGACUGCAGCAAUGUCCCGACCGACUAUGGUGCCAUCGCGAUCCCAUGGACUGGCACCAACGGCUGGACGACUCUAGCGAGUUUCGGAAAGUGGAUCAAGGGCGUGGCCGUUGACAACAUUGUGUCUCCCACCUCGGGAACGUGCAGCAAGGAGAUGAUGUGCUCGUACGCUUGCCCUCCGGGCUACGAGAAGACGCAGUGGCCCGAGGACUCGCAGGGCGCCACUGGCCAAUCCGUUGGUGGUCUGUGGUGCAACGAGAAUGGCAAGCUGGAGCUCACCCGUCCCAAGUUCAAGAAGCUCUGCCAGCAGGGUGCCGGCGGCGUCUUUAUCCGGAACGAGCUCUCGAGCAAUGCCGCCGUCUGCCGUACUGACUAUCCCGGCAACGAGGCCAUGGUCAUUCCUCUUGACACCUAUCCGGGUAACACGUAUCCGCUGACAAACACGGAUUCGUCGACAUACUACAAAUGGCAGGGCAAGCCUACAACCGCCCAGUACUACGUCAAUAAACUGGGAUAUGAGGUCGAGGAAGCGUGCACUUGGAAGAGCUCAAAAUACCCCAACGACGCCGGCAAUUGGGCCCCGUGCAACAUUGGUGUCGGCAAGAGUGAAUCUGGCAUAACCUACAUCUCCAUUUUCCCGAACUUGCCCACUAGCACCGCGGUACUCGAUUUCGACAUUGAGAUUACUGGCGAUAUCUCCGGGACGUGCUGGCUCAAGAAGGGUUCAUACUAUGGGGGUGGCAACGGCUGCACGGUCGGCAUGAAAGAGGGCGGCACGGCCACCAUCGUGUUCAAGAACAGCUCUUAAGUGUGAGGGCACAAGACUGGAUUUCAUGUUGGAUUGUCUUUUUCCCCUCCAGCCGUGGACCCUUCCAGCCCCUGACAUUGGGUACGCAAGGCUGGUUAGGCCUUGAUGCUCUUCUAACCAUGACAAUACACGAAUGGCAGGGACGGCCAAUGCAUCCGAAUCGUAUCUUAAUGGUCAUAUGUAUGUAUAAUUGCUAAAUAUCGGGGAUGCGUUGGCGGCUCGGCUUGCACGAGGUUUCGCUCUUUGGACAGGUUGCAACCUCUGCCGAUCACGGCUUUUGUUUCAUUGCUUCUUGGGCUCUGCAUCUUAUUAUCUGUCAGGCGUAAGCGGAAUUACAGAGAUUGAUACAACGUCUUGUUGCUCCGUAGUUCGAUAGCCGUGCCAGUCUUCUUGAGCAACUUUCAACUACUAAUACGCUAGUAUGUACUUGUACAGUACAAUACCUUGUAAUCCCACCGCGGCAAAGGACCCAGAGUUGGGUUGAUCCUCCCCG
This is a messenger RNA of Canariomyces notabilis, 1964 nucleotides long. RefSeq names its product glycoside hydrolase family 132 protein. Gene Ontology annotation, biological process: fungal-type cell wall organization. The transcript is spliced from 3 exons. Bases 197 to 1471 code for a protein of 424 amino acids. Gene Ontology annotation, cellular component: fungal-type cell wall; cell surface. NCBI's taxonomy places the organism in Eukaryota, Fungi, Ascomycota, Sordariomycetes, Sordariales, Chaetomiaceae. The record is from RefSeq and is a predicted model, not a curated record.